AUGACUAUGGGAAGGCAGUUGAAUGUGAAGUGGUUUCAAGGUUCUCACGAUCUCAAUUUUGUUCUUCUUCGUCAUAACGUUAAGAAAGUUUAUAAAAACACGUUUUUAGCUUACUAUACAAUCUACGAUGUAAGGAAUGACCACCACAUCCCCUUAAGGCUGAAGGAGGAGACGAAGGUCCAACAGAGCUGGCUGCGGUACGCCUCGUGGUGCGGGAACACCACCCGGAUCGUCCUGGUCGCCGAUGACAACAACAUCUACACUCUCUCCUCCCCGGGACAGCCCGACGAGCGCCCCAUCACCACCAAUGGCAGGCCUGGCCUCGUCUACAACGGCAUUCCCGACUGGCUUUAUCAAGAGGAGUUCGCCCAGAUGCGGCAGAGCAUGUGGUGCUCAGGUGACGGAUCCAAACUCCUCUACGCCUCCUACGAUGACCGGGGAGUACGAGGGUUCCAAUACCCCUGGAUCGAGCCUCAGCCGCAUUCCGCUGUCCUCUUUCCAUCUUCCAACACGCUCAAAUAUCCUACCCCCGGAACGCCUAAUCCGGUAGUUGAACUGUGGAUAGCAGACUUAUCCUCCCUUGAAAUAGACCACCAGAAAAUAUUACCACCUCUAGUCUUCCAAAAUAAAGAAUAUUACUUGGUAUCUGCUAAUUGGGUUUCCGAAGAUGCCAAAGAAGUAGCAGCAGUUUGGUUGAAUCGAGCUCAAAACCUGAGUUUGGUGACAGUAUGUGCACCACCUACUUGGGUCUGCAUUGAGAUUCAUGCAGAACGAGCAGCUGAAGGAGGCUGGGUUAUGCCCAAAGGUGCACCAAUAUUUGCGGGUGGAAACGAAUCAUUUCUACUAGUCUCAAGGCUUCAAGAAGGUGACAGGGGCAAGUUCUCCAGAGUUAAACUUGUAACUUCAUCUGAUGGGCAACGGAGGAUAGGAGUUAUCUCACAUGGUAGGAUUCAUGUGUCAUCUAUUCUUGCCUGGGACUACAGCAACAAAAUUGUCUAUUAUUUAGGCAUAGAUGAAGAACGUGCUGGGCAAAGACAUCUUUUUGCAGUUGGUACUCCCCAGGGCGGACAAUCGGCAGCUCGCCCUGUUUGUAUCACUUGCAAUAACACUAAAAGGCUUUAUGACAACUGCACAUACUUCAAUGCUUACCUUCCACCACCACCAUAUCCUGAGGAUGGGAUAAAGAGGUAUAUCGUGGAAUGCCAAGGCCCAGGACUACCUGUGGCUGUUGCCCAUGGAAUGCCUCAUCACAAGGCAAUGAAGCAGCUCUACACAGCCAGAGGAUCUGGAAAGUUAUCUGGCUUAGCUCUGCCUCUGCAGCGCACAUUUCAUGUUCCACUAGGCCAUGGUCUGGGCCGAGCAACUGUGCAACUUCUCCUUCCGCCAUCCUGGAGGGAAGAGCUAAGAGAUGCAGCGUUUCCUGUGCUGAUAGAGGUGAAUGGAAAACCAGGAGAAGCUAUGGUGACUGAAAAGUUCAAUAUAGACUGGGGAACUUAUGUUUCAUCACAGUUUGAUGUUGUUUAUGUUCGAGUAGAUGUUCUUGAUGAGGGAAGCAUAUAUGCUGAUACUCGUUUAGUCGGUAUGAGAAUUCAAGACUACAUAGGAGUAAUAAAGUACUUAUUAGAUACCCUUAAGUUCCUGGACAAGGAAAGGAUAGCAGUAUGGGGUUCGGGUUUUGGAGGCUACAUCACUACUAUGAUGCUCAGCUCCCAGAAUCAUGUUGUUAAAUGUGGUAUUUCAAUAUCACCCAUAACUGAUUGGCUUUUUUACAAUUCAGCCUUUACUGAGAGAAUCCUGGGCCUUUCUUCAGAAUCUUACAAAGAUUAUGUUGAAGCUGAUGCUGUACAAAGAGCCAAGCACAUAGAAGCUGGUUCAUUGUACCUUCUCCAUGGUCUGGCUGAUAUCUCUGUUCCAUACAGUCAUAGCCUCUCACUAGCUGCCGCACUAGCACGCUCCUCCGUCCUAUUCAGGUACCAGAGCUAUGCGGAUGAGGGCCAUGAUUUUUCUGGUGUGAAGGAACAUGUUUAUUUGUCAAUGGAGGAGUUUCUUUCACAGUGCCUUAGCCUAGACAACAAUGAGCAAGUCGGCCUCUAGACCCUUUUUUCUAACAUCUAAAAGCGGCUUAUGAUUAAAACACCUUCGGAUAUUAUGUAUGAUAAAAUUAUGGUUACUAACUUGGGUAUUUUUACAACAGAUAAUCAUCUCCAUCUAGUCAUUAUCAUUAUUUAUUUAAACCUUUUCACUUUCUACAACAGCACAAAUGUAAAUAUAAUAGCAUUCAUUUAUAUUAAAUUAUACAAAUAUAAUUGUUCAUUCCUGUUAGAAAUUAUUAUUUUAUAACUUUCCAUAAUACUUCUGUUUAAAAAAACUUUCUGGUUGUAGGUAUACUUAUUAUAUAAUUCAUAAUUUUACUCUAUUUAUUUUAUCACACUCGCACUCUCCUAGGAAUAUACAUUUAUUACGAAUGAAUGGGUUCAUUAUUAAAAGUAAAAAAAAAAAAUAAUGAAAAUAUGUUUAACUAUAAAAAGGGAGUAAUACUUAAUACUACUUCUAGUUUAACCAAAUAGAAAUAUUACUCAUUGCCUUUUAAAAUCAAGUUUUCAAGGUUAAAAUAAAUAAUUUCAAAGUUGUAACAGGUCUCACUCUCCAAAUGCUAAAAAAAUGCUUGUGAUAAAUUAUAUGGGUUAGUACAAGUUAAAAUGAUUACAUUAUGAAUUUUGAAAGACAUGAGUAAAUCAAUGAAACAAAUUAAUUCCUCUCAGUAAACUUAAAUGCAUCUAUUUUUUAAUUAUUUAAACAAUUUUAACUCCAUUAUGGCUUUUUUGCUAAUUUGGAUUUUUUUAUAUGCAUAAAUAAAGAUCUCAGAUAUAUAACCUGAUAUAUAGGAAGUUAAUAGUAUUUAAAUAUUUUUUUAUGUAUGUUUUUUCUGAGAUUUAAAUGUCGAGGUUUUUAAUAUUUACAUACAUAAAAAGAAAUAUAUAUUAAAAUUGAAUUUGUGCUACUUUGUUUAUCUUUACUAAUAUGCAUUAAAAAUAUUAAGAUUUUAACAAGUUUUUAUAAAAAAGUUUUCAACAAAUAAUUAAAAUUAAACGAGCAAUUUGAAGGUGUUUUAAUUUUAUGUAAGGUGUCAAAUCAAACAUAAAUGACUGUUCUUUCUCAUCAAAUAUAUAAAUUUUUACUAUAAGAUUACUAAAAUUAAUCUUCCAUUUUAUACUUAAAGAGUAGUUAAGAUCACGUAUAAAAUAUAAAAAGUAUAUAUGAAAGGACUUUCAUUUGUUUGAAAAUAAUAUAUUUUUGUCACCUGACCGUCCUAGCUCUAGGCAGAUUGUUCCGCAGCUAGUUUUUGAUACUUAUAGUGUAUAUCAGGCUCGAAAAUUCAUAGAAUUUUGUAAAUAUUUUUAAUGGAGAACGUACUUAGAACAUGCUAGUGUUAGAAUGUGUUGCAGAAUUCCAUAAUAUUUGGAAGUUAUAUAACUGCUAAUAUCUGUAUAUUGGGUUAAAUCUAUUUUUAUUAAUGUCUAAACUGGAGUUUAACUUUCAAAGUUUUUGUGAUUCAUAGUAAUUUGAGAUACAUUAUGUAAUAUUGUGAUUUUAUGAUUUAUUGAAAGAUUAACUAUUAAAUUAGAGACUUAUUGUGAGGAUUGGUAAAUUAUCUAAUAUUUUGUGGAUAAAGCAUUGUUAGAAUAAAUUGUUUGAAAUAGGGCAAAUGGAUCUUAAAUUAAUUCUUUUAGAUUAAUAAUAUUUUAAUGGAAAAAUUCUUUUUAGCUAUAAAUUCGUUCCUGAGGUUUUUCACAACAAGUCAUCUAAUUUAAUUUAUUUAAAUUUGAAAUAAAUUAAACUUUUCCUAAUGGAAUUAUUUUUCUAUUAAGAGUUUUAGUGUUUAUUUCACUAUUGUAAAGAUCUUUGUUAAAAGAUAUGAUGAUGUACUAAGUUUGAUGAGUAUUUGUUAUUUAUUAAUUUUUUCUAAAUUUUAAAUAUUUAUUAAUGAAUAUGUAUGUUAGUUGUAGUAUGUGAGUGUGAACAAGAUGCGUGAUAAAUAAAUGAAUGACCCGAGUAACAGGACUUAAGCCUUAUGCUACAGCCUUUCAUAGUAUAAUUAAUACGAUUUAUAAAGGUGAUGUUCAGUUCAAAUCAAAUAUAAACAUUUUUAUUUUCAUAGCAAUUACUUCAAUGACAGGAAAUAUAUAAAUAAUUUUUUGUAUUGUUGUGUUCAAAAUAUACGUUUCACCGAGUAAAAUGUUAUAUCGAUUUGGAUUGAACAUAGCUAAAAAAAUCAACAAUAACUAUGUAUUUGUUAUUAAUUUUAAGUAUAUGUAUUGUCUGUUAUAAUAUAUUACAAAUUUUAUAAAUAAUUUAAUUAGAUAUUUAUUUUUAUGUCAAAAAUAAUAUUAUACUUAAGUUUAUAAACUGUGUUAAUUGGUCAAUUAUAAUUUAAUGAGACCUGUCAAUUAUGCAAAUUAAACUAUAUUGUCAAUGUUUUGUUUGUGUUUGCUAUAACUUAUUUUUUUUGUUCAGUGCAUUUAUGCCGAGAUCGCCGUGCCUAAUUUUAUUUCUAACAUGUUUGUGAAUUCUAAUAUUAUAAAUGUUUGUUUAAAUAAAACUGCAAAAUGUUUAAAAAAAAAAUUAAAAAAUAUAUAAAAAAUAAUAAUCAACAAUUGAUGUUAGCUACUAAGAUAGAUUUCUUUUUGAUUUUGCAUAAUUAUGUGUUAUAUUUCAGUUGAAGGUAAUAUGUAUGUUAUGUCUGAUAAUCUAUAUAGUUGAGGUUAUUACUGUUUAAGAUAACGAUGUUCUUAUAUAAAUAUAAUUUUAUCUCAUUUAUGUUAUAAGUCAUUAUAAUAAAAUUUUGAGUAAAUUUAAGACAUAAUAAAUUUUUAUCUUUUUUUAAGUAUUAGUAAUUAGCUUGAUUAAUUGGCUAAUUUGAAGUAAUUUCUUUUUUUCAUCAUUUUCCAUAGCAAAUGUCAAUAGUGACAAAUGAGACAAUCGACAAGUUUUAUAAGAAAAAUUCAUGUGCAUAGCUAUAGAAGAGUGAAGUCAGGUUUGAAUGUAGAUGUAAGAUGAGUAAAAUGUGCUAUUAUUUAAGAUGGUCUGUCUGGUUGUUAGAAUAGACAACACACAGCAUAAUAUAUUUUUGUUUUUUAAACGGAAGCCUUUAUGAUCAUUAUUAAAAUUUUAGAAUUGUAUAGGAAUUAGAGUUCAAAAUCGACUCAGAAGCUCAUUCACUUUUGAUGAUAAUCAAAACAAACAUUUUAAAGAAACUUUUUUAUAAUACAGAUUGUAGAAAACUCUGUAAAUAUACAUAAUUCAUUAUAUAUAAAUAUAUAUGUAAUAUAUAUAAAUUACAGAAGGAUGAAGACCUUUUUGAUGUUCGAGCUUUUUAAUAAUGACAAUGACAAUGUGAUUUAUCCAUUAUCGCCUUUUAUAUAUGUUGAGCUUAUCGGAAGAGGAGAUCGCUUCUUGUUGUAUUCCUUUAUAAAUGUUGAAUGCUAUUUGACUGUAUUUGCCUAAUCAGCUGUUGUAUUAUCUGAUCAAGGGUUUAACUAAAAAUUGUUUAUUUACAUAAAAUGUUAAAAUAAAAAUGUUUUUCUUUA
Messenger RNA from Nezara viridula (southern green stink bug), 5588 nucleotides. NCBI's taxonomy places the organism in Eukaryota, Metazoa, Arthropoda, Insecta, Hemiptera, Pentatomidae. The record is from the annotation of a GenBank genome assembly.